CCGAAAAUCUAAUGACCUAAUAUUUAGCAUCCACCAUCAUUUACUGCUCGCAUUCGCCAGAUUGAAACGCUUUAAUGUACACUGUGUAAUUAUCACAGAGGAGUUUAGAGAUUAGCCGAAAAUGAACGGCGUUUUCACGUUUGGGUUUGAAAAAAGAACACACACAGUUUGCCUUUGUUCAUUUUACACGACUUGUGUUUUAUUUUGACGUAGUUGUUUAUUGCCUAACACGGCUAGCACUGGCUAGCAACUUAGCGGAACAACCGAGCGGGGACGCAGCGCAGUUUAACCAAGUGAAGAAGAGAUGCUAGUGACCCAUACAAGGGUACCCAUGCAAACUUUAGCUGCAAAUGUUUGUCGAUGAAAAGUAUGCUGCCGGUCACAACUCAAAGAAACGUGUGUUUUCUCCGCUUGCCUACAAAGUCUAGGAUUGUGAUUUACCCAAUUGAGUGCAAACUUGCUUCUACGACCUCGCCAGUGAGAUUCCAGAACAGCACCAAAGCUAACUGAUGUUAGCAUUCAAGCUACAUUCACUACCACGGAGCCAUUGCAUGAAGCCGGGAAACGAUUUUUGGGGACUGGCUUUUCGACAUGUGUUUGUGCUUAACAUCUUCCCGACGCCGUAUAACCACUUGAUACUGAGCGCCGGUCGUCGGUUCGGUUGGUGACUGACUGUCCAUCUGGUUGAAGAGCUAGCACAGCCUUUGCCUUCCGCCACCGUGCACUUCCCCCACUCCCACGGCAACCGGCUAACCGAAGCGUUAGUCCGGUACUUAAAAUGAAGCGACCAUCCGCAAUUCUGGACUUUGUGGGGCUCUUUGGAUUUUGCUGAUGCACGAGGAGACGAUACCGUUUUUGUGAGAUCUCUGUCACAGAGAUCAAAGCGAGCGCAGGGAAUGGAUGAGCAGAAAUCAAACUGCGAAGAAAAUGACUCUGAACCAGCAGCUGAUGAUAGUGCUUCUGCAAAGCAGCCUGUCUUACCUGAGGAGUUGUCCAAAGGCUCUGCAGCUCAUGAUGAGUCUGACGUCUCUUCUGCCUCAUCUUUGGAGAGUAUCCGUGUCUGUGCGCUUUGUAACUGUUUGGAGCGCAGCUUACAUGGACAGCGGGAACUGAGAUAUUUUGAGCUGCCGUUUGAGCGGCCAGCCCACAAGAGAUCAGCUUCCCAGCUGCCAAAGCCCGGAAAUGAUGACCUGUCUUCCAUUGGAUUUUCUGACUCUCCUUGUCUGAGAGCGCUCCUUGAUGACUCAGGGGGUUGUUGGGUUCAUCAUUGGUGUGCAGCGUGGUCAGAGGGGGUAAACCUGACGGAGAAUGAGGAACUGGAGAAUGUGGAUAAGGCUAUUAUCUCAGGGACUCAACAAAUUUGUGAAUAUUGCAAAAGGUUUGGUGCAACUAUACGAUGCCACAUAGAGGGCUGCACUCGAUUCUACCACUUCCCGUGUUCUGCAGCCAGCGGAUCCUUUCAGUCUAUGAAAGAGUUACUCCUUCUCUGCCCGGAGCACAUCAAUAAGGCAGAGGAGUUAGCUGGGGAGGAUUCUUGGUGUGCAGUGUGUGACUCUGCAGGCGAUCUGACCGACUUGCUUUUCUGCACGGGUUGUGGCUUACAUUAUCAUGCAACCUGCUUGGACACUGGUGCCACGCCAAUUCUGCGAGCGGGAUGGCAGUGUCCAGAGUGUAAAGUGUGUCAGACUUGCAGGCAACCAGGAGAAGACUCCAAAAUGUUGGUGUGUGAUUCUUGUGAGAAAGGGUGCCACACCUUCUGUCUUCAGCCAGCCAUGGAUUCUGUUCCAACUGACCGCUGGAAAUGCAGAAGUUGCCGUGUGUGUAUGGAGUGUGGUGUUCGUGGGCUGGUGCUGCCCGGGACGACCCAGUGGUUUGAGAACUACACCUUGUGCGAGGGCUGCCAGCAUCACCGCAGCUCAGUUUGUUGUGUUUGCAGCAAAUCUGACAACCCGCCUGUCAGCCUCCAGUGCUGCAGCCUCUGUCACAGAUGGAUGCACAGCGAAUGUUCUUCUCUCACGGAGAGUUCCGACGCCAAGGCUGUUUGCCUGCUUUGCAAAGAGGAUCAGCAGCCUGUUGCUAAACCCUGCUUGAUGGAGGUGCAGACCAGCGAGGAGACGACAAUCCAAACAGGUGCUGACACUGUCACUGAAGACGAGGAGGAUUUAGUCAAAGAGAAGCCAGAACAGAAAAGAACCUUGGAAACGGAUCAGUCAGGAGAUGAGCCUGAAAAAGAGACACCUAUGGAUUUGGGGGUGGAUUCUUCAGCUAUUAAAGAACCACAUGUUGAGGACAGAACAGUGGAGAGGAAGCCACGCGUGACAACGGAAGGGAGUGCAACAACGGAGCCGUGUCUUCCUGCCGCUGAAGAUAAACCAGGAGAGCUUCUUAGCCACACCAAUCCAGCCACUGCUCCUACCAGCCUCAAAGUGGAGUCGAAUGAGGGCCUCAAACCAACACCAGCAUUAAAUCCAGAUCCUGGAGAAGAUGAGAUGGAGACAGAGGAGGAAAACCCAGAGACUAUUCCAAUGGUUAAGCAGGAAACGUCACAUGAGCUGCUAAAUAGUGAAUCUGGGGACACGACUGAAGUGCAACCAUCUAGAAAAGGUUCUUUCAAGUCACCAACUUCAUCAACGGACAAACCGGAACUUUUGUCCAUGAAUUACACACAGGAGAGAAGUCUAUACCAAGGCUCCCAGUCUCCUAAUCUAGUAGACUCCCAGGAAGCAGUCUCUGCUGUGGACAUGGAAGGAAGUUUACCCCCUCAAUCUGAGGAAGAGGAGGAUGAAGAGGACGACGAGUCAAUUAAAAGACACGGUGUGGAUUUAAAGCUUCAUGAGGUUAAAUCCGAGCUGUUACUGGAUGAAAUGUCCAGCAUUAGCCACGGAGACGAGAGCAGCAGCGGCUUCCUGGGCUCUCCAGGAGAACCCGAUCUUCAGCUUUCCAUGGAGCCCGGCCUCGUUCCUGGUAGCCGCUCUCAUGGGGAUAACUUGCUCACCGAGACCGACGACUCGCUUCCGUUUGAACCGCUCAGAAGUGACCGAGAGAAGGCGAGGCGUAGAGGAUCUCCAGGUCGCUCCAGGGUCAAACAGGGUCGAAGCAGUAGUUUCCCUGGAAAGCGCCGACCUCGCGGUGGUGGUGCAGGCAGAGGGCGUGGUGGGAGGUCCCGUCUCAAAGCUAUGGCUUCCUGCAUUGAUGCCUUCUUGCUAAGCAUGACCUCAGACACUGGAAUAAGUAAGGAGGAAGAUGAUGAAGAAGAUGACACCAUGCAGAACACCGUAGUUCUUUUCUCAAACACGGAUAAAUUUGUCCUGCUGCAGGACAUGUGCGUCGUGUGCGGCAGCUUCGGAAAGGGCGCGGAGGGGCAGCUGCUAGCUUGUGCUCAGUGUGCUCAGUGUUACCACCCUUACUGUGUGAACAGCAAAAUCACCAAGACGAUGCUGCGUAAGGGCUGGCGCUGUCUGGAAUGUAUUGUUUGUGAGGUGUGCGGGGAGGCCUCCGACCCUUCUCGUCUGCUGCUGUGUGACGACUGCGAUGUCAGCUAUCAUACUUACUGCUUGGAUCCACCCCUGCACACUGUACCAAAGGGGGGUUGGAAGUGCAAAUGGUGCGUGUGCUGUGUCCAGUGUGGUUCCAACUCACCAGGUUUCCACUGUGAGUGGCAGAACAAUUACACUCACUGUGGUCCGUGUGCCAGCCUGGUUACUUGUCCAGUUUGCAGAGAAAACUUCAUGGAGGAAGAGCUGCUGCUGCAGUGUCAGUACUGUGAUCGAUGGGUCCAUGCUGUUUGUGAGAGCUUAUAUACAGAGGAUGAGGUGGAACAAGCGUCUGAUGAGGGCUUUGCGUGCACGUCCUGCACUCCUUAUGCUCCAAAACCAGCUGUGGAGUCGGCCAUUAUGGCUUCAAUAAAGAUUAAGGAGCCGGAACCCCAGUUCUAUCGGUUAGAGGGCGUGUGGCUGACCGAGUCGGGCAUGUCCCUGCUCCGCAGCAUCUCCAUGUCCCCUCUGCAUAAGCGCCGUCAGCGCCGCUCCCGUCUCGGCACUUUGUGUUGUGAAGGAGGUUCUGACGGAAUGGAUCUAAGGGAAGUUGAAGGAGAUGGAGAGGAGGGAAAAGGCUGCGGGGAACCCAUGGAAUGCGAGUCCAAACUGGACAAUCCGGGGAGUCCUGAAAGAGAGGGGGGUGACAGGGAUGCAGGCGCCGAGGGAGGCACAGAAGGCAUGGCGGACUGCGAUGGUCUCAAAGGAGCAGAGGAGACGGAAGACAGCAAAAAAAGAAAAAGGAAACCUUACAGGCCUGGGAUUGGAGGCUUCAUGGUGCGACAAAGGAAAUGUCACACGAGGAUGAAGAAGGAGUUCUUUGCCCAGCUGGCUGGAGAGACCACUUUAGAUGGACAGCCAAUAGAACGAACCAUUGAAGAAGGCCCCCAUCCUGACAUAGAUAAUAUAUUAGAUCCUAAAGCAGCAGAGGGCGAGGAGCAAGCCAAGAAGCGCCGGGGCCGAAAGAGAGGCAAACUGGAAGACAUGUUUCCAUCGUACCUGCAGGAGGCUUUCUUUGGGAAGACACUAAUUGAUUUCAGUAAGAAAGCUGUGAUGGUCGUCCCUGGACAGAGGCCGAGCGCGUGCCCCGUCCGCCCUUCUUUACCAGCAGCUGUCAGAAACGUCUCGUCAGACACUGAGACCAAGGAUUCCAUGGUGGAAUGUGGUUUUCCUCUAAAGCAAGAGGGGUGUGAUCCCCCACAAGCUCAUGGGGACCGCACGGGAAUCUCAACACCCUCCUCAUCUUCAAGAGAGCCAAUGUCGACUGAUGCUCAGGACUGCGAUGCAGAAAAAAGUGACGGGCUUCCACACACAGUUGAGAGUGAAGACUCGGAGCGCUUCUUCAAGAAGGUUCUGGGAGUUCCUGAUGGUUCUUCUUUAGGGGGUAUGAAGCCCAUCCUGGAGGGCAGUAAGGGAGACCUGAACCGCAGUUCCCUGCCACAGAGAAUCCUUCCUUCAGGGUCUCUGCCCUCAGCUGGAAUGAUGGAUGGAUUUCCUGGCCUCUCUCAGCCUCCCUUCUUUGACAUGAGGGACAGAGGAGGACUGUUCAGUCCAGAUGGGGGAGAGGAGAGCCCCUGGGCAACUCCUUCUACCCCUGCAACCCCUUCCUCCCCACCCACUCCCACGGAGGCAGAAGGCGAUGGGCUUUCCUACAACCAACGCAGCCUUCAGCGCUGGGAGAAAGACGAGGAACUGGGCGAGUUCUCCACUAUAUCCCCUGUUCUUUAUGCCAACACCAACUUCCCGACUCUGAAACAGGACUAUCCAGAUUGGGCGAGUCGCUGUAAGCAGAUCAUGAAGAUCUGGAGGAAAGUAUCAGCUGCUGACAAGGUUCCAUAUCUACAAAAGGCCAAAGAUAACCGGGCAGCUCAGAGGAUCAGCAAGGCGCAGAAGCAGGCAGAAAGUCAGGUCUGCAGGCCGAUCAAGACAGAGCCAGGCCGUACAAAGGGAGAACGCCCCAACUUGCAUCUCCAAAUCCCUCCGCCGUCUGGAUCUACAUCCGUUUCUUCCCAGCCGAGCUCUGCAGAGAGCCCGUUUCCUUUUCCUCCGGAUUCAGGAUCAUCCUCCGUCUUUUUCUCAGAUGGAUCUAUGAAGACCCCGUUGUCAGCUGAGAUCCGAGCUGAUCCCUUGGCCAAACUUCCUCCCCAGUCGCCCCACUCUCACUCGUAUCCAUCCACGCCAUUCUCUCACGCUGGGGCCAGCCCCUUACAGGCUUCUUCCUCAGGUUAUUCAGCAUGUGGCCCUCAGGGUCCUCCUCAGGGACGGUCAGCCAGCGUCGGCUCUUUUGAAAUGCAACCAGGAACUCCUGGAACCCCAAGACGGGCUCAGCAGGUUGACCCCUACUUCAGAUCCCAGCUGCAGCAGCAAUCACAGCAAGGCUCUCAGGAGUCCAUCGGACCUCAUGAAAGUCACCAUGCAAGAGCUCCUGGAGUUGGGGACUUACCCAUUUACUCACCAUCUCAAAAUGCACCCUAUGGAGACUGCUUCAGAGCCCAGCAGGGAAUGGGUCAGUCGGAAUUUGCUCCAUCUUCAUCUCCGUCUGCUGUACCGUCCUCACCUGCGAGUACAGGAGCAUACAGGGCUGAUCUGAGUGUACCUUCUCCACACUCUUCUGCUGCUGGAAGACCUGAGCUUUCCACUGACUCUCCAGCUGGAGCUCUGGAGUCUGGGGAUGGUUUAUUCAAGGCUCCCAUGACACCCAGAAUGCAUCAGGGGGAGAGUGGGGCCCUUCAUCCUGGAGCUUCCCCAAGCCAUUCUGAGGGCUACAGACAGUCCCCCUCCCACACUGACCCUCAUGCUCCAUCAGCACCAACUCCCAGACCACAGUCGGUUGAUAACUGCUCCGUUGGGCCCCAAAGGCACCCAGCAGCUCAACAGGAUCUGGGUUGUGCCAGAGUACCCUCGAGUCCACAGUCCAGGAGCAAUUCUCAGUCCCCCCACACCCCUGGGGGCAUGUCCAAUGACGGUUACCACGCCAGAUCUCCUGCUACCCCUCGUUUCCACUCCCCAGACCCCUGUUCUCAGCCACCAUCAAGACCACAGUCCACAGAUCCUUUCACUUCCAUUCACAAACCGCCUCGCCCGCCGUCUCAGACUCAAGAGGGAGCUCCAAGCUACAAAACCUCCCCUCAUCCCCACCAACCCCCUUCAGCCAACUCUGCCAAUACUUCCACUGGAGAUCCCCUCUCUGGGAAACCGUCAGCACCCCCAGCUUUCAGCCGCAGCCCCACUGCAGGCAACUUCCAGAUUACCCAGCAGCAGACGACACCAGGUCAGUCUCCACAACCUCAGGUCACAUUAGGAGCAGACAGCUCCAGAGCGCCCCCUUCUGGAGAUCCAUCUGUCCAUCCCCCCGACUCCGCUCAGCAGCCCUCUUUGCCGAGCUCUCAAGAAAUGCCAGACAUGUCUCCAGCACAGGACCCGUCAUUAGUGGGGCUCAGCCCAUCUGAGCUGGAGAAACACAAACAGCGUCAGAAACUUCGGGAAUUCAUAAUCAGGCAGCAAAUGCAGAAAAACUCCAUGAGACAAGAGCGUGAGGCCGCUGCUGUUUCUGCUGCUGCUGCAGCCGCUGCUGCAGCUGGAAACACCUCACCUGGCUGGUCUGCAGGAGAAAUGGGAUCCUUUGGGCAAGAGAAGACCCACAGAGCACCACCACCUUACCCACAGGAUCGUGUUGCUGCUGCAGCUUCUGGAGGUCAGACUUCAGUGGUGGGGAAAAUGCCAAUGCCUAUAGAAGGUAUAGAUGAUAAGCUCAUUCGUCCAUCACUGGUGACAGCACCGGGUGCUGUGGAUCCUACUGCCCUCAGGCUACCAGGCCCCACAAGACCUCAGGGUAUGUUUCCUCGUCCACCGUUCCACCCUCAAUGGCAAGGCCAAGCCCCGGGUCAAAGGAGGUUCCCUCAGCCUGGCAUGGACUCGAUGGCCGUAAGGCAUAACCUCAACCCAGCUGUUAAUAUCCAGGGGGUGGAAGGCAUGGGUAACCCUCACUCCAUGAUGCCAGGACACGGCGAGACCAUGCAGCCAUUGGGUCAAGGCCCCCCGCCACAGUUCAUUGAACUAAGGCACAACGCACAAAGAUUACCUUUGCGUCCACAGUUUAUGCCUCGUGGACCUCAGCCAAGACCGCGUCUCUUUAUCCCUCAACAAGAGAUGAAUGCAGCGUAUGUUCAGCAACAUCCCAUAGCCCAAGCUGGUGGCAUUCAAACAGAGGGAGGUGAUGGCUCCAAGCUGGAAAUGCCACAGGGUGGUCUGUCCGUUUUGCUGCCUCAGCAGUCUGCGGGUAUUGUGUCGCAACAGCCUCACUUUCAGCAUCAUCCCACUUCUUCCAGCUCGAGUGCUGCCGGUAGCGAGCAGCAUCCGCUUGCGCGGACGGGCUUAGGGGCGCAGCACCAGCCUGCGGCUGUACAGAGCAGCGAGGAGCUACCAGAGCCGGAUCUUGAGGGACUCGGGGAGGCUGCUGGGGAUGAGGGCGUGGAAGACGAGGACGAUCUGGCCCUCGACUUGGAUCCUGAUAAAGGAGAUGACGAUUUGGGAAAUCUGGGCAAUCUCGAAACCAAUGACCCACAUUUAGACGACUUGCUCAACAGUGACGAGUUUGAUCUGCUUGCUUACACCGACCCUGCGUUGGACCAAGCGGACCCUAAAGAUGCGUUCUCAGACCAGCUGAGGCUGGUGGAAGCAGAAAGUGAAGCACCUUCAUCUUUGUCUGGAGCUACUCAAGUGAAGCUGGAGGACAAAGUCAAAGUUGAGCAGGGGCAGAAAUCUUUAACCAAACCAAUGUCAAAUACUUCCAAGGUCAAGAUAGAGGGGAGGGGUCUGACCCCUCAGCUUCAGCCGGGGCAGACUAUGGUGAAAGAAGAAAUGGGAAAUGCCGUGUCGGCUCUUCUUGGGAGGACCACACCGACGUCCAAGACGCCGCAAGCGGAGCAGCAGCCCGCCUCACUCGGCUCUGUUCGGUUAGGCGGAGUUCCGUACCCUUUGCCAGGUCAGCGGGACGCUUUUCCUCCUGGUGCCUCACACGGAGAUAUCUGUGAUGAUCCACUGGGACUACCGGAUGUUGGAGGCCAGGAUUCUCCUGCAGUAGAUCUGGCAAAGGUCGAGAGUUCUUUAGAUGGCGAAUUGCCUCUUCUCAUACAAGACCUUUUGGAGCACGAGAAGAAAGAACAACAGAAACAACAGCAGCUCACCUCCCUUCAUCAUGGAGGCAUGGCUCCUCAUUUUCCUGGAAUCUCCAGUCAACACCCAAACCCACAAGUACCUGGCCAGCUAAUGCUGCAGCACCAACAUCGCCCUCCACCGCAGGGGCUGAUGGCACAGCCCGGACUGGCGCCUCGAGCUCCAAACAUGUUGCAGCAGCAGCACCAUCAGCAGAGGUUCAUGACUCCUGGGAUGGGGCCUCAGGCUCACAUGCCCAUGCCUCCACAGCAGGGUAUGAUGAGAGCGGCACAGCCAGGGAUCCAUCCCGGUCUUGCUCAUCAACCGCAGGGGGUGGUCAAACAGUCGCCUCUGGCAAACAGUUUCUUCCCAGAUAAAGAUUUGGACAAAUUUACCGAUGACAUUAUGGAUCCAAUUGCCAAAGCUAAGAUGGUGGCACUGAAGGGUAUCAAGAGAGUGCUGACUCAGGAUCCGAUGGUUGUAACGCCCGGAAUGAACAGGCAACAGGUUUCUCUUCUUGCUCAGAGGCUGGCUUCUGCUCCUGGUACAGAUCCAGCUCAGGGUGCAGCUGGACCAUCAAAGGACGGAGAAGCGAGUGAUCCUUCUCAGUCGAGACCGAAUCCUCCUCAGUUUGUCCAAGGAAUAAUCAAUGAAGCAGAACAGCACCAAUACGAAGAAUGGCUCCUCCAUACUCAGCAGUUGCUACAAAUGCAGCUGAAGAUUUUGGAAGAGCAGAUCGGCGUUCACAGAAAGUCCCGGAAGGCCCUGUGUGCCAAGCAGCGCACCGCUAAGAAAGCCGGAAGGGAGUUCGCCGAAGCGGACGCGGAAAAACUAAAGCUGGUUACAGAAGAACAAAGCAAAAUUCAGAAACAACUGGAUCAGGUGCGAAAGCAACAGAAGGAGCACACCAAUCUGAUCGCAGAGUACAGAAGUAAGCAGCAGCAGCAUCAGCAGGGCUCCGGUCUUCUUACUCCGGGUCAUUCUGCACAAGGCGGACCCUCUCACAUGUUUCCAAAAAUGCCAGGCCAGAUGGUGAUGGGCCAGCAGGGAGCGCCGGUGAUGGGCCAGCAUCCUGGCAUAAUGGCUCAAGGCGGAAUGCCUUUGAGAAUGCCACAAGGACAGCCCUUUAUCGGAGGAGCUCAGCCACAGCAUCCUGCUGCUCUUGGAGCCAACGUUCCCAGAGUCCCAGGUCCUGGAGCUCCACCUGGGUUCUUCCCACAAGCACCUGGAAUGCCAGGCGCAGACCCCAGGAUUCUUCAAGAACGACAGCUUCAGCACAGGAUGCAGAUGGCCAAGCUUCAGCAGCAGCAGGCGAUGAUGGGUCAACAGCCGAUGCCCCAACAGGUUCAACACCCAAACCAGCAGGCUGGUUUAAUCACCCAGCCACAACCGGCAAUGAUGGGAAAUCAACUCAUGGUCCAGCAACAGGCGAACUGUCAGCAGGGAAUGCAUGCUAAUCAGACCAAUCAGCAAAGCAUGGUGCAGGUCCAACAGGGAAUGGUUCCGAGUCAGUCACAGCAGAACCUUGUCGGAGGUCAGCUUAGCAACCAUUCUCAAGUCACGAUGGCGCCUCAGCGAGGCGUCAUGGGGAACCACUCUGCACAGCAGCUCAGACCUCAGCUGAUGAUGGCACAGCAGGGUAUGGUGGGCGCUCCACGCCAGCCUGGACUCAGAGGACCCCGGCCUCAUCUGAUCCCUCAACAACAGAACAUUCUGGCCCAACGCAUGCUGGCAUCUCAGCAGCAACAGAACAACCUAAACCAUCUCCAGCAGCAGCAGAUGUCCCAGCAAAGCCACCCGGCACAAAUGAUCAGUCAGUCCAGUCAAGAGCAAGAGGGACCCUCCCAGCCCUCUACCCCGCAGAUCGGCUCCCCGCCCUCGGCUGGAAGCAAUACUCCCCAGCAACAGGGUUCCUCUGAAAACUCUGGAUCCAAAGAGGGGGGAAUCCUCAGUCCAGAGUCAAGAACCCCGCAGCACAGCGGGCCACCCACUCCCAUUCAGAUGUCUCAGCAAGCUUCUUUAAACGAGAACCAGUCUGAUAUCAGCCAACAGCAGCAACAUCAAAACCAGGUGCACGUUACCCAGCAUCACCCUCAGUCUGCUCACGAGCAGCAAGCAGGAAUGUCGGGAAACGUGUCUCAGGAACAGCUGUAUCAAGUUCCUCUGACUCAGCAGAGGCAGGCCUCCCUCAGUGCUGACAAACCUGCACUGAUGACCAUUAAAGAAGAAGGCAAACCAGCGGAUUUCAUCGCUCAACAGAAAAGCGUUCAAAACGCUGCAGAGCAGUCACACGGCUCCACCAUGCAGCAGCAGGUCAUGGGUCAGAACCAUCCGGGUCAGCCACAGUCUGCUCCAAUGGGCCUUAACCCACAGCAGCAAGCUCUCAUGGCCCAGCAGAAGCAACAGGCCAUGAUGGGCAUGAUGCGGGCUCAGCAGCAGGGGAUGAUGAUGCAGAGGCCCAUGGUUCCACCAGGACAGAUCCGAACCCCCAUCAACAUCCAGGCCAUUCUGGCUCAGAAUCCUCAGCUCCGCAACCUUCCCCAAGCCCAACAGAUCCAGCACAUUCAGGCCAUCAUCGCGCAGAGGCACCUCCACCAGGGCCAGAUGCUGCGAAUGUCAGUGAGUCCAGGCCAGCCGGGUCAGAUGAGACCACAAGUACCUCCAGUUGGGCAGCAGAUGAUGGGGAUGGAAGGCCGUCACUUGCCAUACGGAGGCGCAGUGCAGCCAGGAGCACCGGUAAGUCAGCAAGCGUCGGGAAUGUUUGGGCAGCAGCCUAAUGCUGCUCCUCAGAUGCAGCAGGAGAUGAUGAUCCCUGUCCAGCAGCCGCCACAAACGGGGGAGAUGAUGCAGCCACACAUGAGAGACCAGGUACCCCGUUCUCCAAUGGAUCAGAGCCGGAUGAUGAGCUCAGCCUCUCCACGAAACCCAUUAACCAACUCUCCCGGAGAUCCACGACACACUUUCAAUCAAGCCAUGCGGUCACCCACUCCCAAUCAAAACAAACCGCAAACACUAAUUGCAGCUGCAGGAGGGCGCGCGCAGGGCUCUCCGUCUCACGCAUAUUCUCCCAGAGUUCCCUUUGGCAUGAGCCCAGUCCACCCAUCGUCUCCUCAUUCAUCUCAUGUUUCCUCACCCUCUGGAGCUGGAAGGGGAAGUCCAUACAGCCAAGUCAAGGCCUCGCCUCUGAGGUCCCCUGAGUCCAGGACUCCAUUUGAUUGCCCAUCGCUGAAAACCGAAACUUCAGGCAGCGAAGCUUCAAAGGCGGCCUCACUCCUUCCAAACGGGUUAGAGAAGGGCACGAAUGUUCAACAACAGUUGCAGCAAGGCCCAGAAGCCCAAGCAGAGCUGUGUCGUUUGACAGUUCAGAACAUAAAACAAGAACCAAGAGAAGUUCAGUGUGACGGAGCAGCAGAGGCCAGUCCUGGAGCCAUAAAGAGAGAGGCGGCGUGUGAGAUGGCUGCUUCAGAGAACAACACUUGCUCACUUACACCUGCAAACCCUGAAAGUCAAGGUCUCAGAUCAGAGACGGGACAGCAGCUUCUGCAAAAGCUCCUAAAAACCAAGAAUAUUCAGCUCACUGCUCCAAGGCCCUCCGAGGGCAUCCACAGCGAGAUCAACGGUCACAUCAACAGCAAACUGGCAAUGCUGGAGCAAAAACUCCAGGGGACUCCACGCAACAUGGAGGAUUUACAGUCUAUAACAAAAAGACCUCCUGUGCAAAAGCCUAAACGCACAAACAAGGCAAACGGAGUGCCCAUCUCCCGGAAGAAGAGCAAGAAAGACGAAGUCGGGAAAAGCGCUGAAACCCUAAUAAAACAGAUCAAACAGGGCCUCUCUUUACUGCCUUUGAUGGAGCCUUCAAUCACUGCCAGCCUGGAUGUGUUCGCCCCAUUUGGAAGCAGCCCGGCUAACGGCAAAGUCCAGCUCAAAGGAUCAUUUGGAAAUGCAGUGCUGGAGAACAUCCCAGACUACUAUUCUCAGUUGCUUACUAAGAGUAACCUGAGCAACCCUCCAACGCCCCCAUCUUCUCUGCCUCCUACUCCACCACCAUCCGUUCAACACAAGCUGCUGAACGGCGUGAUUCCAGGGGAGGAACUUUCUGAGGGCCAGAAAGACGCACAGAUGGCCAAAGAGCCUCUGGAAUCUGUUACAGGGGAGGUGAAGAGUGUGGAUAUCCUCGCAGCCCUGCCCACCCCACCGCACAACCACAGUGAAGACAUCAGGAUGGAGAGCGAUGAUGAAGAUGCUCCAGAGAGCAUCAUCCCGGCAUCGUCCCCCGAGAGUAACGUAGGAGAUGAAACGCCCCGUUUUCCUCACCUGCGAGAGCCUAAGGAGGAGGAAACCGACAGGGCAAUUUCUCCAAUUAUCCCCCUCAUACCCCGCACUGCCAUCCCAGCAUUUCCAGAGAAACAGACGGAUCCAGAUGGGAAGGCAGUUUCCACGUCCAACCACUGGGAGAAGACAUCAGGAAACGAAGUGUCUGUCACCUUUACAAUGUCCUCCGCUGCCGCCAAGAAACUAAACCAUGUGAUGAUGGCAAUGGCCCAGCUGCUCAACAUAAGGAUGCCGGGUUCCUAUGACAUCACCUUUCCCUCGCAAAACAGCGACUUGUCUGCAGUGGACGGCCCCGGAAAAGGAGCUGAGCCGUCAGGGGCGUUGUGCUCCAAGGAUGAUGCUGCAUCCAAUCAGGAUGAGUGGCUGAGGCAGUUUGAUGUUUCGUUACCGGGCUGCACUUUGAAGAAACAAGUGGACAUUUUGGCUCUCGUCAAACGGGAAUUCCAAGAUGCGGACGAAAAACCAGUUCAGCAUUGUUAUACAACCAAAGUAAACGAUUUGGACGUGCGCCACCUUCCUGUUAUUCCUGUGGAGGAAUCCCCGCCUCCAUCCCCUCUGCCUCCUCAACCUCCUCCAUCCUUACAAGCAAAGGACAGUGAAGCUGAGUCUUCCAAAACCGUGACACCUCCCUGCCCUGCAGUCCCGAGUCCCGUCACUAUCAAGACUAAGACUGACCCCGAUCAGGAAGUUGCUGCUUCUGGAGAAGACGCUAAGCCUGAGAAUCCCCCAGACGUCCCCGCUCAGGAGUUGGUUCCAGAACCAAUUGCACAUUCAGAUCCUGCUGCAUCUACUGAAGAUCUUCCAAGUCUCAGCAUCAAGGAGGAGGACUCUGUCAUGGAGUCCUCCCAGCCUCCUAAAGAUUCUCCCGUUAUCAUGGAGUCUUCCCCCAAGGCCGUUAAGCAGCAGAGGCCCCUCUCCCCCGAUGAAGAAAUGGUUCACCCCAAGCUGAAGAGGUGGAAGGGGAUCCGCUGGAAGCGCCUCCAGAUCGUCCUCUCAAUCCGAAAGGGUGGAUCAAAGAAGGAGAGCAGCCGAGAGGUGUCUGAGCUGAUGGAGCGCCUGCGCAUCACCCUCCGACCCGAGAGGCUGCCCCGGGACAAGCGCAAAUGUUGCUUCUGCCACGAGGAGGGCGACGGCGCCACGGACGGGCCGGCGCGGCUGCUGAACAUCGACGUGGAUCUGUGGGUGCAUCUCAACUGUGCUCUGUGGUCCACGGAAGUGUACGAGACUCAAGGAGGCGCCCUGAUCAACGUGGAGGUGGCUCUGCGGCGCGGCCUGCGGACUCUUUGUGCCUACUGCCAGAAAACCGGUGCCACCAACAGCUGCAAUCGGCUGCGCUGUCCAAACGUCUACCACUUUGCUUGUGCCAUCCGAGCGCGCUGCAUGUUCUUCAAGGACAAGACCAUGUUGUGCACGCAGCACAAACUGAAGGGCCCCAGUGAGGAUGAGCUCAGCACGUUUGCUGUUCUGCGCCGCGUUUACAUCGAGCGCGACGAGGUGAAGCAGAUCGCCAGCAUCCUGCAGAGGGGGGACCGGAUACACCUGUUCCGUGUGGGCGGACUCAUCUUCCACGCCGUCGGCCAGCUGCUGCCCUCCCAGAUGGCCAACUUCCACUCGGCCACCGCCAUCUUCCCCGUCGGCUACGAGGCCACGCGCAUCUACUGGAGCACGCGCGUUCCCAACAAGCGCUGCCGCUACCGCUGCCGCAUCAGCGAGGAUGAAGGCCACCCCCUGUUCGAGGUGCGCGUUCUGGAGCACGGCAUGGAGGAUUUGCACUAUCGAGACGCCUCUCCAGAUGGGAUCUGGGACCGGAUCGUGCAGCAGGUGGCUAAACUCCGUAGUGACUCCUCCAUGCUGAAGCUCUUCACUGAAAACCUGAAGGGAGAAGAGAUGUUCGGCCUUACUAUUCACGCUGUCAUGCGGAUCACUGAAUCUUUGCCAGGAGUGGAGAACUGCCAAAACUACCAGUUUCGAUACGGCCGGCAUCCUUUGAUGGAGCUCCCUCUCAUGAUAAAUCCCACCGGCUGCGCUCGCUCCGAGCCAAAGGUCUCCACGCAGUGCAAGAGGCCUCACACUCUGAACAGCACCAGUGUGUCAAAGGCCUACCAGAGCACCUUCACCGGCGAGCUCAACACGCCGUACAGCAAGCAGUUCGUUCACUCCAAGUCCUCCCAGUACCGGCGUCUGAAGACCGAGUGGAAGAACAACGUGUAUCUGGCUCGCUCCCGCAUUCAGGGCCUGGGCCUGUACGCCGCCAAGGAUCUGGAGAAGCAUACGAUGGUCAUCGAGUACAUCGGUACUGUCAUACGCAACGAGGUGGCCAAUCGGCGAGAGAAGAUCUACGAAUCUCAGAACCGGGGGAUCUACAUGUUCCGCAUCAACAACGAGCAGGUGAUCGACGCCACUCUCACAGGAGGUCCAGCUCGCUACGUCAACCACUCCUGUGCCCCCAACUGUGUGGCUGAGGUUGUAACAUUUGACAAAGAGGACAAGAUCAUCAUCAUUUCCAGCAGAAGGAUCCCCAAGGGCGAGGAGCUGACGUACGACUACCAGUUUGAUUUUGAGGACGAUCAGCACAAGAUCCCUUGCCACUGCGGCGCCUGGAACUGUCGGAAGUGGAUGAACUAACCGGCCGCCGGUACCGGGACAGUCCCGCGCCAAAGCCUUUGAAUCCUACAUAGCCAGUGAAUAAGCUGUUUUGAAAGAGGCGGAGGAGGCCUGUCCUCUGCUACUGAAGACUAAAGUGUUGACACCUGUAGCCAAAGGUUUGAAGAGCAUUAAUCAGUGAAACCAUCAAUAGCAGCUUGAUGGUGGGAUGAACUAGUUUUCUCAGCCAAACCCCCCUCCCUCCCUCCUCUGACUGUUUUUACUGUCGAUAAGCUUGCAGUGGUUGAACAACCAUUCUACCAAAUGAUCCCACCCUCUGACAUCUGCGUGUGUGCAGGGCUCGCCCGGAGCUUCGAAAAAAAAAAAAAAAAAAGCCAUGUUAAAAUACUAAGAAUGAACUAAGAGUGCAUUUUAAUGUUUGGAGUCGGACCUAUUUCCUGUCCUCCCCCCCUGCUUCCAUCACCUCCCAGAAAAAGCACUUUCCUUCAUUGACGACAACACAGAUAUUGGCUGGCAAGACAAUCUCGAUGGGGCUUUGUAUAAGAACUGUGUAUGAUAUGACAUAAAAAAGACAAAAGGUAAAAAUCAAAAAGGUAUUCAUCUGUGGCUUCAGAUGCUGGAGUCCUAAGGUGGGUUAGCUUAACCCGGUCUACCUCACUGAUGAGCGGGAAGUGACUGCUUUGUAUAAAAUCCUAACUGCUACUGUGGAAUUGCUCUGUAGGGGGCGGGAGUUUUUAUUUUUCAGUUUUUUUUUUUUGUUUUUUUUAAAACGGGCUUAGCCCUCUCGGACAAGCAGGGAAUCUAAAGCAGCAGGUUUGCUCUCUACUCUAUGCUGAGUUUGAUUUACAAUAAUGAGCCACAUAAUUAUUAUACAUGAAUUAUUUAUACAGAGGAAAUAUAUGACCGUUUUUGAUAAGAGAUUGCAUGAAAAUCACAAUCAGACGCAUCUUUUAUGCCAACAUCCUGGAUAUUUUUUCUUUUUUUUUUUUCUCAAAAUCAUACUGUGUGAAAGCACAAUAACAUUUAGCUUUCUUUAGAUCUAAACGGUUCAAAGAUGUAGUCUUUGAGGAGGAUUAUGAAGAAUAAAACCAACCAAGUACCCUUUAGAUGCUUGCUUUAUACAUUGUUGAAAUGGAGCCAGUGGAUGCACGACUACUGUCCCCAUGUGAUCCUUUUUAUUAUUAUUUCCCCUGAACAGAUCCGUCUUUUCCACAACCUUUGAUCAUGCAUCUUCCUCUGUAUUAUUUAACAGACUGUUGUUUCUCUUUACUGUAGUGAGUCUUCUGCCAGAGUCCAGCCUGCAGUGUUUCUACUGCUUCCCCUGUAGUGUGCUUUUCUUUUCUCUUUUUUUCUAGUAGUGCUGGUACUGUCUGAACAAGGCUGAGCUGGUGGCAGGUUAAGACUUUUUUGGAAAAUAAAAGGGCAUUUGUUUCAUUUCUGUGCAAAGACGACAAAAAAAAACAAAACAAAAAAAAAACCUCUUUAAAGGGAGCUUUACUCAGCCUCCGACCUCCCAUACUACUUUGAAUUCCUUCUUCCCCUAACCUACGACCUCACAUGAAUAAAAAUGCAAAGUUGUACAAACUGUAAAUAUAGUAUAUGCAUUAGGAGACUCAUUAUCCAACCUCACCCCCUUUGUAAUCAAAUUCAAAUAAUUGGAGGGAAACACCAACCAACCACUGGAUAUCAUUUUAACAGAACUGUACAUAAAUAUAAAUAUAUGUAAAAUGGCAAACUAAUAUCUUUAUGUAUAUGAACCAGAGUGUUUUUGCAUUUACCUGUUUUUCUAUUAGUGUUUUUUGCUAUAAGCUCUCAGAGAAAAGUUUGUUGAAAUAGAAAUGAGGAAAAAAUAUGACGAGACGCCAAGGGGAUUACCGGAUUUCUGCGGGGAGUUGUGGAUUAGACAUUAAAAAAAACAAAAAAAUAUAUAAAAAAAAUCACUUCUUGCAUAAAAAGCAGUACAAUGGUGCAUAGCAUUUGUAUUUAUGUAAUAUUGUUUUGUGUUUAUUUUUUGGUUUUAUUUAUGCUACUGCUUGUUGAUUACCAAAACGUUUCCCUGAAUCUGUCACAAUUGGAUAGUUGGAAAAAUCCCUACAAUAUCGUUAGUGGUUUGCUUUCUUGAUAUCUUCCCUAUAGAGGUGAAUGUGUUGGUAAACCUUGUGAAAUGGUUACUUGGCCUAAUAUAUGUUAUGAUGUAAUACUUCAAGUUAAUCCUAUACUUAACCUGGUAAUGAAUUGCACUCAUAUUAUUACAGAGAACUUCUCUAAAGUGGUAGAUAUUGAUGGAGUAUCCAAACCGGUGAUACUUCUAUAUUUUUUUGAUAAGUUUCUAUGUGGAGGGAAGACCGUGACAAGACCUUACGAUGCUCACUGGAUUUUAGCGUAAAUAAUUUAAAACGUCGCUGAAUCUUAAUUUAAGUUCUCUGCAUAUCUUCUAAUUUAAUAAAAAAGAGAAAAAAAGAGAAAAAGUUUUGCUCAAAUUGAAGGUUUUUUUUAACCUUAGCUUUUUAGAAAAGAUGUUGCAUCUGUACAGCAGAGAUACUUUUAGGGGAAAUGAAUAAAUAUGAUGACCAUUUUUAUUGUAUGUGGCAUGUUUUGUAAGAAUAUUCUUUCAAAUUGUACAGAUUUUUUUCAGGACUUCAGAGGUUGCAUCUCUUUAUAUACUGGUUUCCCGCUUUCCUUUCCCCUUCAUCUUAUUUGUCUGCUUUUGUUUCUCGGAAAGGAAAAUAAAAUGCAUUUUAAAUAUG
Oryzias melastigma (Indian medaka) is the source of this 18373-nucleotide messenger RNA. RefSeq names its product lysine (K)-specific methyltransferase 2D (gene kmt2d). Gene Ontology annotation, molecular function: transcription coactivator activity; histone H3K4 methyltransferase activity; histone binding. Gene Ontology annotation, biological process: positive regulation of transcription by RNA polymerase II. The transcript has 55 exons. Lineage: Eukaryota; Metazoa; Chordata; Actinopteri; Beloniformes; Adrianichthyidae. The record is from RefSeq and is a predicted model, not a curated record. The coding region runs from base 897 to 15647 and encodes 4916 amino acids. Gene Ontology annotation, cellular component: nucleus; MLL3/4 complex.